AUGGCUCAGUACCACGAAACACUCGAACUGAUCUUUGCCGACCUGCGCGCUCGGAGCGACACCACCCGCCAGAAUGCCGCGGCCAGACUGGGCGAGCAGGUCAACGCAGCCUUUCGUGAGCUGCCAGGCCCUGAGUUCCACCGAUACUACAGCAGCGUCAAUACCCGCAUGGCCUCCCUCAUCCUCUCCGGCACCGACACACAUGAGAGAAUCGGCGGUCUGCACGCACUCAGUGCCCUGAUCGACUUUCGUGGGGAUGACGCGGCUCAGAAGGUCACGAGGUUCAGCAACUAUGUGAAGAGGAUCUUGGAGGGCAACGAUAAUAGCGCUAUGGUUGUUGCUGCUAGAUGCUUGGGGAGACUUGCUACGCCUGGUGGAGCUCUGACGGCUGAGCUGGUCGAAGCGGAGGUUAAGAACACCCUCGAAUGGCUCACCUCGGAGCGCAAUGAGAACCGCAGGUUCGCAGCAGUCCUGAUGCUGAAAGAGCUGGCUCGGCACAGCUCCACCUUGCUGUACCCUUACAUCCCUGGCAUCCUGCUCAGCAUUUGGGAAGGCCUGAGAGAUCCGAAGCUGCUGAUCCGUGAAACAGCAGCAGAAACUGUGAGAGAGUGCUUCAAGAUUUUGUCAGCCCGUGACGCUGCACAACGCCAAGCUUGCCUCACUCGCAUGCUGGACGGAGUACAGGAUGGCUUCAGGCGAGGUACAAUCGAGUGCAUACAUGGAUCACUGCUGGUAUACAAAGAGCUGCUAACUCAAGGUGGCAUGUUCAUGCACGGCAAGCCUUACGCCGCCGCCUGCGACCGAGUGCUUAAACCAGAGUACAGGGACCACAGGGAUCCUACCAUCAGGAGAACUGUCGUCGACCUCAUCCCCAUACUGGCCAUGUACGCACCGAAAGAGUUCUGUCAGCACUACCUGGCUCGAUCGAUGCAACACCUACACAGUCUGCUCAAGGAUCCCAAACAACGCAACUUCGCAUUCGUUGCCAUCGGCCAGAUAGCUCAUGCCGUCGGUUCACAAAUCGCACCUUACCUCGACACAAUUCUACUCCACAUCAGAGAGGCACUGUCUCCGAGAAAUCGGACCAAGACCUCUGACGAGGCGCCGAUAUUCGAAUGCAUCAGCAUGAUCUCCAUCGCUGUUGGACAGACACUAAGCAAGUACAUGGAGGCACUUCUUGAUCCUAUCUUUGCGUGCGGUCUUUCGGAUGCUCUCACUCAGGCCCUUGUGGACAUGGCACACUACAUACCUCCUGUGAAAUCGACAGUGCAAGAGAAGCUGCUCGAUCUGCUCAGCCGGACACUCUGCGGGCAGCCAUUCCAAACACUUGGCCACCCGACGCAUGGCAAAGGUUUGCCUCCCAUCUUCACCAAAGACGUGCGUGAUCAGCGCGACCCUCAACACCACGAGCACAAGGAGCAGGAGAUUGCGCUUGCACUCGACACCUUGGGCUCGUUCGACUUCUCUGGUCACAUUCUGAAUGAGUUUGUUCGGGAUGUGGCAAUACGAUACGUGGAAGAUGACGAUCCUAUCAUUCGCAGAGCGGCUGCGUUGACAUGCUGUCAGCUGUUUGUCAAAGACCCCAUCGUCUACCAGACCAGUCACCAUGCCAUACAAGUCGUCGCGGACGUCAUCGAGAAACUGCUCACCGUGGGUGUUGCGGACCCUGUACCUGAAAUACGGUACACAGUUCUUGCUUCUCUGGACACUCGCUUUGACCGUCAUCUGGGGAAGGCCGAGAAUGUUCGGACUCUGUUCCUGGCACUCAACGACGAGAAGUUUUCUAUCAGACAAGCAGCAAUGGGUGUCAUUGGUCGACUCACUGCAGUCAACCCGGCCUACGUCUUUCCAUCACUCCGCAAAGUCCUGAUCCAGCUCUUGACCGAAAUCGAGUACUCCAACAGCCCCACGAACAAACGCGAGUCUGCUCAGCUCAUCAGUGAUCUUGUCAAUGCUAGCAGCAAGCUGAUCAAGCCUUACGUGGACCCGAUGGUAACGGUCUUACUGCCAAAGACUGAAGAUGCUAAUGCGGACGUGGCAGCUACAACACUACGCGCGCUUGGGGAUCUGGCUACAGUGGGCGGCGAUGACAUGGUUAGGUACAUCCCUGCACUGAUGAAAGUCAUCAUCAACAGCCUGCAAGAUCUCGGAUCUCCGAAGAAGCGGGAAGCUGCUCUCUGCACACUCGCUCAGAUUGCCAGCAAUAGCGGCUAUGUAAUCGACCCGUACAUCGACCAUCCCGAGCUGCUUACCAUACUGGUCAACAUUGUCAAGCACGAACAGCCAGGCGAGCUUCGGCGUGAGACCAUUCGAUUGAUGGGAAUCCUAGGUGCUUUGGACCCGUACAAGCACCAGCAGGUUGUCGAGGAAUCACCAGAGACGAACCUGCGCGCGGAGGCAGAGGCUGAAUCAGACGUGACGCUGAUCAUGAAGGGCAUCACGCCGAGCAACGAAGAUUAUUACCCCACCGUGGUCAUCAACACACUCAUGAACAUGCUCCGAGACGAUGCUCUCAAGACCUACUACUCAGGCGUUGUGGAAGCGGUGAUGAACAUCUAUGCCACCAUGGGCAUGAAGUGCGUUCCAUUCCUGGGCGUCGUCGUGCCCGGCAUCGUCAGCGUGAUCAAGGACGCCUCCGACGGACGCUUGGAAGGGUACUUCAGCCAGCUUAGCUUGCUGGUGAAGAUCGUGCGAAUGCAUAUCCGACCACACCUUCAUGUCAUCCUCGAUGCAGUCAGCGAGCACUGGCACAAAUCGACACAACUACAAGCGACUAUCCUCAGCCUGAUCGAGAGCAUUUCGAAGAGCCUGGAGGGCGAGUUCAAGGUCUAUCUAGCGUCGGUGCUGCCGCUAAUGCUGGGAGUGCUGGACGCCGACACCCGAUCUGAAGCUGGACGAGCUGCCUGCUCGAGAGUACUGCACGCCUUCCUCGUCUUCGGCUCAAGCGCAGAGGAGUACAUGCAUCUCAUCAUUCCGGUCAUCGUUCGCAUGUUCGACACAGAGCGCCACCACCACCGCGACGUCCGCAAAGCGGCUGUCGAAACCAUUGGCAAGCUGUCGAGACAAGUGAACAUAUCCGAAUUUGCCGCCAAGAUCAUCCAUCCUCUAUCACGCAUCCUCGUCGGAAAUGACGGCGCUCUCAAGCAGUCAGCGAUGGACACGCUCUCGGCAUUGGUGUUCCAGCUGGGGCCUGAUUACUUGCAUUUUGUACCCACCAUCGAUAAGAUCCUGGUCCAGCAACGCAUCAAUUAUCCUCACUACACCAUGAUCAUCAACAAGCUGAAGAGCGGUCAGCCCUUGCCUCAGGAUCUGAGCCCGAACGAGCGGUACGGAGAAGAAGACGACGACCAGUAUCCGACUGAUAUCGCCACGAAGAAGCUGGCUGUGAACCAACAGCACUUAAAGAAUGCAUGGGAAGCGAGCCAAAAGUCGACCAGAGAGGACUGGCAGGAAUGGAUGAGACGGUUCUCGGUAGAGCUGCUCAAGGAAUCACCUCAGCAAGCACUCCGGGCUUGCACGCCGCUGGCUUCUGUCUACCCACCUCUUGCGAGGACGCUUUUCAACUCUGCUUUUGUCAGCUGUUGGACUGAGCUCUACGAUCAGUAUCAAGAGGAGUUGGUGCGGUCCAUCGAGGUGGCUUUGACAUCGCCGAGCAUCCCACCAGAGAUACUACAGAUACUACUCAACCUGGCCGAGUUUAUGGAGCACGACGACAAGGCCUUACCCAUCGACGUCCGGACUUUGGGCAUGUAUGCCGGCAAGUGUCAUGCUUUCGCCAAAGCUCUGCAUUACAAGGAGCUUGAGUUCAACGCCGAACAGAAUGCAAGCGCUGUUGAGGCACUCAUCAGCAUCAACAACCAACUUCAGCAGACUGAUGCUGCCUUCGGAAUCCUGCGCAAGGCACAAGGCUACAAUGACGUCGACCUGAAAGAGACCUGGUUCGAGAAGCUGCAGCGCUGGGACGAGGCGCUCGUUGCAUACAACAGGCGCGAGAGGGAGGAAGGCGAACGCGCCGGAUUCGAGGUCAUCAUGGGCAAGAUGAGGUGUUUGCACGCCCUUGGCGAGUGGGACACCCUGAGCACCAUUUCUCAAGACAAGUGGUCGAGCGCGUCCACAGAUCAGAGGAAGCACAUCGCUCCGCUUGCUGCAGCCGCAGCAUGGGGCAUGGGCCAGUGGGAGCUCAUGGACAACUACUUGAGCGUGAUGAAGCCACACUCGCCGGAUCGAUCUUUCUUCGGCGCGAUUUUGUCGAUCCACCGGAACCAUUUCGAGGAAGCACAUGCUCACAUCACCAAAGUCCGCGACGGGCUCGACACCGAGCUCAGCGCUCUUCUUGGCGAAUCGUACACCAGAGCUUACAGCGUCAUCGUGCGAGUGCAGAUGCUGGCAGAGCUGGAAGAGAUCAUCACUUACAAGGAGAACCUCAACGAUGACGACAAGCGUGCGCGUAUGCGCGUGACCUGGACGAAGCGUCUAAAGGGCUGUCAGCGCAACGUUGAAGUCUGGCAACGCAUGCUCAAAGUUCGUGCGCUUGUGGUAUCUGCGACGGAAGACACGGAGAUGUACAUCAAGUUCGCUUCGAUCUGCAGGAAAGCUGGACGUACUGGGUUGGCGGAGAAGAGCCUGAACUCGUUGCUUGGCGGCCACGGCAGCAUCGUAUCGAAAGAAGCUCUCGAGAAGCUGCCGUACGCGGAUAACCGGGUUCAGUAUGCUAUCUUCAAGUACAUGUGGAGCAAGGGUGAGAAGGACAUUGCUGUACGGUGCUUGAGGGACUUCACAGCCAACCUCAAGGGGACCUACGAGCAGCGCAGCUAUGCUUUGGCCAAUGGUUUGACGAACGGCACGAAUGGCGAUCAUCAUGGGAUGAACGGAGUCAACGGCCUCCAUGCCGUCAAUGCGCCCUUCAGCUCGGCCAAUGGUCAGAUUUCAGCUGGCGAUAAGGCGAGGCUGGAUCAGGACAAGGUCCUGUUAGCACGAUGCUACCUGAAGCAGGGGGACUGGCAAGCUCAACAGCACGACGGUGACUGGCAGUCUGAUCAUGUCCAAGACGUGCUGCAGUCAUACUACUCGGCAACUCGCUACAACGAGAACUGGUAUAAGGCAUGGCAUGCCUGGGCUCUAGCGAACUUCGAGGUGGUUACCGCCCUGGCCUCGGAUGCUGCGAGAGAGUCCGCAGAUGUCCCACCGCACAUCGUGCACGACCACGUGGUGCCAGCAGUUAGAGGCUUCUUCAAGUCCAUUGCGCUGUCAUCGUCCAGCUCCCUGCAGGAUACGCUACGGCUUCUCACGCUCUGGUUCGCACACGGCUCGCAUCAGGAAGUGACGCACUGCGUCACUCAAGGCAUCUCCACAGUUUCGGUUGAUACGUGGUUGGAGGUAAUACCACAACUCAUCGCUCGGAUCAACCAACCGAACAGGAUGGUGCGAGAAGCUAUCCAUAAUUUGCUGGUUGACGUCGGCCGAGCGCACCCACAGCCACUCGUGUACCCGCUCACGGUGUCGAUGAAGUCGGACGUCCACACUCGAUCACGAGCCGCUGCAAGGGUCAUGGAGGCGAUGCGUCAGCACAGUCCGAACCUCGUCGAGCAGGCCGGGCUGGUCAGCCACGAACUCAUUAGGAUCGCAGUCUUGUGGCAUGAGCAGUGGCAUGAGGCGCUCGAGGAAGCUUCGCGCCUGUACUUUGGCGAUCAGAACAUCCAAGGCAUGCUGGAUCUGCUCGAGCCGCUGCACGACUUGCUUAGGAAGGGCCCAGACACUCUGCGAGAGAUAUCAUUCAUUCAGAGUUUCGGCCGCGACCUUAACGAGGCGCGCGACUGGUGCGAGGCUUACCGGACUACGCAAGAGAUUGGUGACCUGAAUCAGGCCUGGGAUCUGUACUACGGCGUCUUCAAGCGGAUCGCGAGGCAGUUGCCGCAGCUGAUGACGCUGGAGCUGCAGUACGUGUCGCCGAAGCUGAAGGAAGCGCACGACUUGGACCUGGCGUUGCCGGGAACGUAUCAGAGCGGCAAGCCCGUCGUCCGCAUUCAGUCCUUCGAUCCCGUUGCAUCCGUGAUAUCCUCGAAACAGCGACCCCGCAAGCUGGCAAUGCGCGGCAGCGACGGGCAGAAGUACGAAUACGUCCUGAAGGGCCACGAAGACAUCCGUCAAGAUGAGCGCGUCAUGCAGCUGUUCGGUCUCGUCAACACACUGCUUGCUACGGAUCCUGAAUGUCUCAAGCGGCACUUAAACAUCCAACGCUUUGCAGCCAUCCCACUUUCGACCCAAUCAGGCUUACUGAGCUGGGUCGCCAACAGUGACACCUUGCACGUCCUCAUCCGCGAGUACCGGGAAAGCCGGAAGAUCCUGCUUAACAUCGAGCACCGGAUAAUGCUGCAGAUGGCGCCGGAUUACGACAACUUGACCUUGAUGCAGAAGGUGGAAGUCUUCGGCUAUGCGCUUGACAACACCACCGGGCAGGAUCUCUAUCGCGUGCUGUGGCUGAAGAGUAAGAGUUCAGAAUCUUGGCUCGACAGGCGCACGAACUACACGCGAUCGCUUGGUGUCAUGUCGAUGGUUGGGUAUAUUCUUGGGCUCGGCGAUCGACAUCCAAGCAAUUUGAUGCUUGAUCGGAUCACGGGCAAGAUCAUCCACAUUGACUUCGGCGACUGCUUCGAAGUCGCGAUGCACCGCGAGAAGUACCCCGAGCGUGUACCAUUCCGGCUUACAAGGAUGUUGACGUUCGCGAUGGAAGUCAGCAACAUCGAAGGCAGCUUCCGCACCACCUGCGAACACGUCAUGCGGCUCCUGCGCACGAACAAGGAGUCCCUGAUGGCGGUUCUAGAAGCCUUCAUCCACGACCCCCUGCUAACCUGGCGUCUCGGCAACCGCGAGUCCCCGCCCGAACCCUCCUUCCCCUCCGAACGCCGCACAUCCAUCAUGGCCGCCCCAGCUAACCCCACAGAAGGCCGCCGCGCUUCCGUCAUGGGCGCCGGUGCCGACCCGGCCGCUUCCGUCGACCGGCCUGGUAGUUCGUACCGUCCUCGCCCGCGCGGUAGCGGGCAAGUCAACGGCACCGCGGAUCCCAUCGAAGUGGAAGUCAAGAACGCGCGGGCGCUGCAGGUGCUGAGCCGGGUGAAGGAGAAGCUGACGGGAAGGGAUUUCAAGAAGGAGCAGGAGUUGGGGGUGAAUGAACAGGUCGAGAAGCUGCUGAGCGAGGCGACGAAUUUGGAGAAUUUGUGUCAGCAUUAUAUUGGGUGGUGCAGUUUCUGGUGA
Saxophila tyrrhenica is the source of this 7251-nucleotide messenger RNA. RefSeq names its product phosphatidylinositol kinase- protein kinase tor1 (gene TOR1). Lineage: Eukaryota; Fungi; Ascomycota; Dothideomycetes; Mycosphaerellales; Extremaceae. Gene Ontology annotation, cellular component: TORC1 complex; TORC2 complex; nucleus. The record is from RefSeq and is a predicted model, not a curated record. Gene Ontology annotation, biological process: TOR signaling; negative regulation of macroautophagy; protein phosphorylation. Gene Ontology annotation, molecular function: protein serine/threonine kinase activity; protein-containing complex binding; protein binding. The transcript has a single exon. The coding region runs from base 1 to 7251 and encodes 2416 amino acids.